Messenger RNA from Histoplasma capsulatum G186AR, 3125 nucleotides. RefSeq names its product CLC channel. Lineage: Eukaryota; Fungi; Ascomycota; Eurotiomycetes; Onygenales; Ajellomycetaceae. The record is from RefSeq and is a predicted model, not a curated record. Gene Ontology annotation, cellular component: Golgi apparatus; early endosome; membrane. The coding region runs from base 1 to 2772 and encodes 923 amino acids. The transcript has 5 exons. Gene Ontology annotation, molecular function: voltage-gated chloride channel activity. Gene Ontology annotation, biological process: chloride transport; transmembrane transport.
AUGCCUCUUGCUCUCAACCGAUCCACCUCCAACUACAACACUCUUAGGACCGGCGAUGACGGCACCAGUGAUCGUGAUGAUAAUCCCCAGCUGAUAGUAACCUCUCCGUCAUCCCCAAUGCCUCGUCGGACACCGACGACUCGUUUUGCGGAUGAGUUGGAUACCCCCAGCCGCCUACCUAGGCGUGGCACGCAAGACGCGGACGAGAGAACGGGCCUUUUGGGCGCUGCUGACGACUCAAACCGCACAUACACCUCUAUCCAGAGUGGUUCUUCCACCCCCCGCCCGGCCCCCUUCCACAGACACACCAGCGCUGCUGGCAGUGUACGAAUACCCAGGAACCACAGUCGGGCAAACUCACAAGUCGCCAAGUUUGGCGGCGGGGAUUGGUCGCUGCCGGAUGCGGCAGACUACUUGAAGAAUACCCUGGGCGGGUCGUUUUUGGAUGACAGGGUGUGGUACGACCAGUUUACGUCCACCGACUGGGUGCAUGACAGCAUCGCAGAUGGCAUACGGCUUAGGCAGCUGCGAAGCCGGAAGGAUAUUCGCGGACGUCUUCUAGCCUGGUUUGACGGGGCGCAAGGCUGGAUUCUGGUUGCGGUCAUUGGAUGCAUAACGGCCUGCUUUGCGUACUUCGUCGAUGUUACGGAACAUGCCAUGUUUGACAUCAAGCAAGGGUUCUGUACGGAGAGCUGGUUUGUGAGCAAACGCCGGUGCUGCCUGUCUGAAGAGAAGUGUGAUGCGUGGCUGUCCUGGUCUGAGAUACUAAAGUCCUCGCCCAUCGACCGGGACUGGGUCGACUUCGUUGCCUUUGUUUUCUGGGCUGUCACCCUCGCUGCCCUCGCGUGUGUGCUUACGCUUCUUACGAAAACAGUCGUGCCGUCGUCCGUCUCGCUGUCUACAUUGGAUGAGGAUCUUGGAGCUCAGGUCAAUUCAUCGCCGAUAGACGAUCGGAAAACACGUUCUUCUAGCCAGUCACCGCAGAGAGGGGCAGUCGCUGCUCCUCCCAUGGUUUACUACUCUGCUGCUGGCAGUGGUGUCGCGGAGGUGAAGGUCAUUCUCAGCGGGUUUGUCCUGCAUGGAUAUUUGGGCUUCAAAACACUGAUCGUAAAGACGUUAGCCCUUGUUUUAGCGGUCGCCUCGGGACUAAGUGUUGGAAAAGAGGGCCCCUACGUUCACAUUGCCUCUUGCAUUGGAAACAUAUGCUGUCGAAUAUUUUCGAAAUAUCACCAAAAUGAUGGUAAACGGCGUGAGGUGUUGAGUGCCAGUGCUGCUAGUGGGGUGGGUGUUGCAUUCGGCGCUCCUAUCGGAGGCGUGUUGUUCGGCCUGGAAGAAGUCAGCUAUUACUUUCCCCCCAAAACCCUCUUUCGAACAUUCUUCUGUUGCAUCGCAGCCGCUCUUUCUUUGAAAUUCUUGAACCCGUAUGGCACUGGGAAAAUAGUGCUGUUCGAGGUUCGCUAUGACUCAGACUGGAAGGUAUUCGAGCUUCUGAUAUUUAUGCUCCUCGGCCUACUGGGUGGUGCGUCGGGUGCCCUGUUUAUAAAAGCCUCGAAGCUCUGGGCACAGUCGUUCCGCCGCAUUCCAGUUAUCAAACGCUGGCCGCUGCUGGAAGUCGUCUUGGUCUCAUUGAUCACGGGCGUAGCCAGUUUUUGGAAUCGCUAUACGAAAUUGUCUGUCUCAGAGCUUCUGUUCGAACUUGCAAGCCCAUGUGAUCCUGACACCGAAUCAAGAACGGGGCUCUGCCCUACGGGCGACAAGAUCCCUGAAGUGAUCCGUUAUCUUGUCAUUGCUUUUGUUAUCAAGAGUCUUCUGACUAUUAUAACAUUUGGCAUUAAAGUGCCUGCCGGCAUCUACGUCCCAUCUAUGGUUGUUGGCGGUUUGCUGGGCAGAACCAUGGGGCACAUUGUUCAGUAUUUCGUUGUACAUUUCCCGGACUGCUUCCUUUUCAGAAGCUGCUCCAGUUCUCGCGAUGCACUAUCGUGCAUAAACCCGGGGGUUUACGCUCUCAUCGCUGCUGGCUCUACGAUGUGCGGUGUUACCCGGCUCUCUGUGACGCUAGUUAUCAUCCUGUUUGAGUUAACGGGUAGUCUUGACCAUGUACUUCCGUUCUCCCUUGCAAUUCUCUGUGCUAAAUGGACCGCGGAUGCAAUGGAGCCACUAAGCAUAUAUGACCUCCUUACCGAUAUGAAUUCAUACCCCUACCUAGACAAUAAACUCCACCCAACCUCCGACAUCGCGCUAAGCGAACUCGUCCCUCGCGUCCGCAAGAACCGUAUCAUAGACAUCUCCAACUCCCCCCUGGUCCCGGCAAUGGAGCUCCGCAAGAAACUCGACGUUCUCCUGAGGGCCGGCGAACUGGACGGCGGCCUGCCGAUCCUGCGAAAGAAUAUCUUGGUCGGGUUGAUCCCCGCACCCGAGCUCGAGUUUGCGCUUGAUAGACUUGAGAAUGAGGCCGAGUCAAUGUGCUUGAUGUGUACUGACAGCCCGUAUGGCGAUUGGAGCUGUGAUGGAGAGGCGGGCGGGGAUGGGAAUAGAGAUCGAAGUAGGAGUGGACUCAAUUCGACGGGUCUGAUGGCAGAUUUUACGCCGUAUAUUGAUCCGGCACCCAUGGCAUUGGAUAUCCACUCCCCCAUAGACCUUGUAUACCAAUGCUUCGUCAAGCUUGGGCUGCGCUACAUGUGUGUCCAGCGCGAUGGCCAAUAUGCCGGCCUGGUGCACAAGAAGUCCUUUGUCAAGUUCAUGAAGGAGCAUGAGGAAGGGACGCAUAAGUGAACGAUAGAAAAAUACACUUAUAAUAAAGGGAAAGCUUCAGGGAUAAGGAUGGAUGGUGGAGCAUGGAAAUGUGCAAAGUGAACGAUGAGCACGAAGUUGGUUUUCAUGUGGAUAGAUUUUUUCCCCUCCCUUUUCCUUUUCUUUCUGGCUGAUAUCCCUGAUGACGCAUGUAUAUACUUACAUACUUAAAAUUUCGUUCUUUCUGCAUGGUAGGUAGCUGGCUCACUUUACUCUCCUUUGCCCUCCUUUGGUUGUGUUACACGUCCUUUUUCCAUGGGGCCGGGGCUACACCAUUUUGUUUCAGUUAUCGGGUAUUUGCCGCCCAUAUUCAUAGAUCUAUAUUGUUUUUCUUC